AUGACCUCAUUUCUACCAGUCAAUAGGACGUCCACCCCGAACAGUAUGAAGAUGGAGGACGUAAAAGCAACCACCCCUCGACCGGGCUCAUCGGAUUCUCGAUCGUCAGCCGCAAAGACCCAAUCGUCUCAAUCUCAGUCUUCAUCGCAUCAUCGACGCGCGCCCUCGACGGCAUCAACAGGUGACGAGACCACGGUGGCGGAGGACGAACCCGACCGCGACCAGUCCGAUAAUGAACACGACAAUGAAGAGAACGCCCCGCCUUCGAAAAAGAAGAAGGGACAACGAUUCUUCUGUACGGAUUUUCCGCCUUGUACGCUGAGUUUUACACGAAGUGAACACCUCGCUCGUCAUAUCCGCAAACACACUGGUGAACGGCCGUUUCAGUGUCAUUGUUCAAGACGUUUCUCGCGACUGGAUAAUUUGCGACAACACGCCCAGACUGUCCAUGUAAAUGAAGAUAUUCCCGGAGAUUCGCUCGCCGCUACAGGUACGCGGUUCCAACGUCAAAUCCGCACCGAUCGCGUGCGUCCUCCGCAAGGCCGUGCACGAGCCGGCACGACGGGAAGUCAGGGUGGCCACUCCAGGGGACAUAGCCGCAAUCUAUCUACGUCCAGCAUCGCUUCUACUGCUUCCAGCUUGAGCCAGGCUCCCGAUCUGCGACGACGGCCGCCUCCCUUGAUCAUGGCCAAUGACGGCAGUGCUCGAGCUCAACUCUCUCUCGGCGCCAUGGCCGAACCUAUAACACCCCCGAGCCAGAUUGCUCGUUCAGUUCCCGGUCCAUCUCCGGGUCAUGGAUACCCUACAUUUUCUGCUGGCGGCGGUAUCGGUUCUCAUUACGCUUCUCCUAUUUCUGCUCCGCAUCAACCGGGAUACUGGGAUGCUCGAGGACAUGCUCGUCGUCUAUCUGUGCCGUCCGGCCCGAAUCCAUUCACCAAUCACGAGACGUAUCCUCCACCAUACGUCACAUCCGUUCCUCCGCCUCAUGCAACAUACACACCCGGCUCAUCUGUAUAUGCUAGUCCCACGAGUUCGAAUUUUGCUCCCUCUCGCGACGAGGGAAUGACUCCGUCUGAAGCAGAGCUUCGUCGGCGUACAUGGCAUCCUUCAACAUAUCAGCCUCGUCCAGCCACGAGUGGCUUGGUUAAAUAUGAAGAAUCUGCAAAUACACUGCGUCCUGCUUUUGGCGCUGGAAUUACCGACGGUCAGACCACUCGACUACCCGGCAUUGAGAGUUUCGACAAGGUCAUUCAGGGCCGUCCACUCACUCCUCCUCUACGAAAGACCAGCCCUAUGCAAAUAGAUACACCCAGCCGAGGCCCACCGUAUACUCCUGGCUUUGCGGGACAAGUGCCGUCCAGUCGGCCGCCGCCUGCAAUGUCCGGAUUAGGUCACCGCCGUGCUCAGCCGUCUUGGGAUUUGCACUACAAUCUCACUGGACUCAACCUAGGCAAUGGAUCUUCCAACCCUUCUUAUAAAGAAGUGACCACUCCAUGGGGCCAACAGGUACUAGGAGAAAUCCACAGUGUCGGAUCUCGUCCGCUAAGCAGUGGACAGCCAUACACCUCUACUCCUCGUCAGGAACCAUCGACUCCGCAAAAUACUCAACGAUAUAGUUUUCAGACCGCCACUAGCAGCACGCCUGGAUCCCAUGUGACUCGUACUUCGCCAGAAGAUUCUAGUAGCAGCGAAGGUGUUGCGACUCCUUCGACUGUUUCUAUGGAUUACCACCCGGCUAUUGUACAUAGCAAUGGACAUGUAGAACCUGCCGUGGCACAUGAAGCCCCUAACUGCGCCCCUACUCAACAAAACGGCUACACGCCUUCAAACAGGCCAGGGAUCUUUGAGAAUCCAUCUGCUGGCGGGGCGAAUGGUAUGGGCCGUUUGGAAGCAUUGGUAGCGGUUGCAACCAGCGAAGGCAAAUCCGCGGCGCGGUUGUUUUAGGUAUAUUUUUUCCGACAUGAUCUCGACGAUCAUGACACGACUAUUCAUGAACAUUGAAUGUUCUGCCAACUUUGACUGUCAAGACAUGCAGUUUUUCCUACUCAGCUUACAACAAACGACUCCCUGCUUCAGCGUAUUUCGAAUUCCGUGCAAAUGUGAUUAUUACUUGACGACACGACCGCUACGACAUGACUCAUGAACUUUGGUGUAUAAAGGUAUUGAUUUUUCUUUUCUUUUCUUUUUUUUUUUGCCAGGUUGGGUAUUUUGUGUUUUCUUUUUUGUACUUUUUUGUCUGCAUGCCUGAUGCCCUGCAAUGCCUUAUGAACUCUUAUGAUCGAGGGAUGGAAUAAGGGGGGACGUGAUUUUGCCGAAUACCCAGCCAUGAUCCUUUCGUUUUUCUGUUGACUAUUGAUAAGAUUAUCUUUCCCUUCGGAUUCGUGUGUGAUAUUGACUUAUUUUUAUUCUCAUGUAUGUUGAUUAGUUGUAUCAUGAGAGUGGUAUAUGAAUGAAUAUUAGUAUUUAAAUGCUUC
Talaromyces stipitatus ATCC 10500 is the source of this 2474-nucleotide messenger RNA. Its product is annotated as C2H2 transcription factor, putative. The record is from RefSeq and is a predicted model, not a curated record. The coding region runs from base 1 to 1944 and encodes 647 amino acids. Gene Ontology annotation, biological process: regulation of transcription by RNA polymerase II. NCBI's taxonomy places the organism in Eukaryota, Fungi, Ascomycota, Eurotiomycetes, Eurotiales, Trichocomaceae. The transcript has 2 exons. Gene Ontology annotation, molecular function: RNA polymerase II cis-regulatory region sequence-specific DNA binding; DNA-binding transcription factor activity, RNA polymerase II-specific.